This is a messenger RNA of Tauraco erythrolophus (red-crested turaco), 318 nucleotides long. NCBI's taxonomy places the organism in Eukaryota, Metazoa, Chordata, Aves, Musophagiformes, Musophagidae. The record is from RefSeq and is a predicted model, not a curated record.
UUCGGCGGCGGCCCGGCCCUGUGCUGCAACCUCAUCGGCUUCGCCUACCCCGCGUACGCCUCCAUCAAAGCCAUCGAGAGCUCCAGCAAGGAGGAUGACACCACGUGGCUGACGUACUGGGUGGUGUACGGCGUCUUCAGCGUAGCCGAGUUCUUCUCCGACAUCUUCCUCUACUGGUUCCCCUUCUACUAUGCUGGGAAGUGCCUGUUCCUGCUGUGGUGCAUGGCCCCCGUGUCCUGGAACGGCUCACAGGUGCUCUACCAGACCGUCAUCCGGCCCUGCUUCCUCAGGCACCACCAGACCGUGGACAACGUGCUG